UCACGCCCCAUGCAGCCCCGCCCCGGCCGCCAUGUUGGGGCGCGAGCGGCGGCGGCGCGGUCGCGGGUGGCGGUCGGAGUUUACGGAGCAUGCACGGCGCGAAGCAGCGUCCCACGGGCGCGCACCCUGGCCAGUGGGUGCUCAUUGCACCAGAGGCUGCUACUGACUUUCCUGAGACACCUGACAGCGAACCUUUGUUUACAAAGCUGCCCAAUCCAAGCACAGGGGAAGCAACCCUUUACUUAUUCAAUAGUGGUGCACAGCAGCUGUUUGAAGUAAAAGCUUUUCAUGAGGAAAAUCGUUCCUGGUUUAUAGGUCAGACUGUUCAACAAGAUGGGCGCCUGCUGUUUGUUACACCGAUGGACCCCUUAUUUCUGAUACUUUACUACCUCAUAAAGGCAGAAAAGGAGCAACAAGGAAAGUUUCAGCCACUCGAUCAAGUUGUGCUAGACGCAGACUAUCCUAACUGCCCAUUGCUGCUGAAGUGUACAGAUGUUAAACAAUACAUACAUCAUAUAACAGAAGUAAAAGAGAUUGCCAGCCAGAAAUUCCACAAAUACAGCCAAGAGAAGACACUGAAGUGGCUGAAGAAGAAGGUCAGUCAAACAGUGAAAGCACUUAAAAGCAACAAUAUAACCGUAGGUGAAAAGGUAUAUGCAGCUACAUUUAUCAGCAGUAAACAGAACACAGAUACUGAAGAAGACUAUGUACGCUAUGCCCAUGGGUUAAUAUCAGAAUAUAUUCCUGAAGAUCUGAGUAAAGAGCUGUUAAAAUACUUAAGGCUCCCAGAACUUAAAAGCCCAGCAGCGGAGCCACCUUUGAAGAAAAGGAAAUUAACAGAUGCCCCUGUGGAAGCAGAAGAAGACUGUACUAACAGCAGCAAUCUGAAAACCAAAAAGGCAAACAGCAAGAUGUCUGCAGCACAGAAGGCUUUGGCCAAAGUUGAUAAGACUGGAAUGAAAUCAAUUUCUGCUUUCUUCAGCUCCAAACCUAAAGCAUCAAAAUAACGGCUUGUUCUUGAAAGAGUUUUUUACAGUGGUUAUUUUUAUGUUAAGCUAAAGACGUCUCCUUGGGGUUUUUGUUAGUAUAGUAUGCGCAGGGCAUGUCUGUGUACAUGGUGGAGUUUGUGAGAGAGCGCGGGACAGAGCUGUUAUGCCUCAGCUGUGCAAAGCAGUGCCAUGCAGAUAUUCCAACUUGGGUCAGGAAUAUAGACUUGCUUCAUUAGCAGCAUGGUCCUGUGAACCAUGAAACAAGGUUUAAGCAUACUUUACUGCAGCUUGUUCUAGAGCAAGCUCAGUCAAGGCUACCACAGUUUUCUCCAUUGCACUCCAUUCCAGGCUGGAAAUAUGCCCUUCUUUGAGUUUUUAAGGAUUUUUUUUUCAUUCAUAAGGAACAUUAUUUUGGGGGGUUUUAUGGAGAUUUUUACCUAGUAUAACACCAGAGUAGGAUUUUAUCAUUAGGUUUUUAUGUUGACCCAAAUCUAAGUGCUGAUGUAAGCGUUGUCAUUGGUGGCAGUUUAUGGAGGCAAAAACAGUGUCUGUAUUGGGAUUCCAGUUGGCUUGAAUAUGCUAAAACCAAAUUGCAAUAAAUGUCAAUCGACAUAUAAUGCAAUAAAGUGCUUUGUGUAACAAA
Messenger RNA from Neopsephotus bourkii (Bourke's parrot), 1632 nucleotides. It is a transcript of the gene RNASEH2B, whose product is annotated as ribonuclease H2 subunit B. The coding region runs from base 90 to 1007 and encodes 305 amino acids. The record is from RefSeq and is a predicted model, not a curated record. Gene Ontology annotation, cellular component: nucleoplasm; ribonuclease H2 complex. Gene Ontology annotation, biological process: ribonucleotide metabolic process; RNA catabolic process. The transcript is spliced from 11 exons. Lineage: Eukaryota; Metazoa; Chordata; Aves; Psittaciformes; Psittacidae.